Mucor mucedo is the source of this 711-nucleotide messenger RNA. RefSeq lists its product as uncharacterized. The record is from RefSeq and is a predicted model, not a curated record. The transcript is spliced from 4 exons. Bases 174 to 662 code for a protein of 162 amino acids. NCBI's taxonomy places the organism in Eukaryota, Fungi, Mucoromycota, Mucoromycetes, Mucorales, Mucoraceae.
CUAUCGAAGGAGCAAUAUCCGUUGGCUUUGACCGUGGCACUGGUGAAAAGACUACGGCCACACAGAAAAAGUUCGCUCUCGAAUUAGAAUCAUCACAAGAAAGCCAAUCAAGUCAGACACCCUAUGUUUCUGAAUCGGAUUCAUCUCAAGAUAACAAUGACCUUUUGGAGCCCAUGUGGAUCAUAGACGGCAAUAACUUGAGUAGACUUUUGAUUGAGUUCAGAUCACGAUGUUACAGAAAGAGCUUGUUUAAAGAAACGCUGGCUGUCACAGAGAAAAUGGCUGUAAAUCAUGUUUAUUUAUUGAAUCAAAGUAAAGAUUGCUUCGCUUAUUGCAGUGAUCUGAAUAGUAUGAGAAGCAAAUUGAUUGAAUACUUUGACAUAAACAAGUUUUACAGAAAAGCUUCCGAUGAAGAAACCAAGCUCGUAAAUGAUGUAGCAUAUAGUAAAGCAAACGGCACAGCGAUGGAAGCUAAAAACUUGGCAAUCGGACAGUUGACAAAUGUGGAACUAGAAGUAUAUGCAACAGCCUUAUUUAAUUUGAAAACAAAUUACGACAACUCAUUUGGUACUGUUGACGAGUCACUUUUUAUUGAUUCGCUUUUCUUAGGGACAGCCAAUUUUUCCUUAGGGACAGCCAAAGUGCACGUAGUCGCAACGUAAGAUCUAUGGUUUGGAUGUCCUGUAGACAUGGGAACAAGGAUAUACAAUC